UUCAUUCGAAUUUGCGCCUGAUUUUUCAGUUUGAACAACGUGAUAUUUUUGAAUCAAGAAAUAGGAAGUUUUUGAAGACAUUUUUUGAAAAUUAACUAAUUUAUUUCAUUAUUAGAAUUCUUACACAUUUACAUUGUAUGGAUAUACUAUAAAUAAGACAGAGAAUGGAAGUAUCUGACGCCAACUUGCAGGCCUUGGCAGGAUAUUUACAACAGACACUUUCUCCAGACAUAUCUGUGAGAAAGCAAGCUGAGCAGUUUCUGGAGUCAGUAGAGGGAAAUCAGAACUAUGGACUUCUUCUCCUAACCCUGUUAGACAGAGAUGGAGUUGAGCCCCACAUUCGUGUCAGUGCAGCGGUCACAUUCAAAAAUUUUAUCAAACGCAACUGGAGAGUGACUGAUACUGACAAGAUUCAUGACAAUGACCGAAACACCAUCAAACAGCAGAUUGUGGGAUUGAUGUUAAAAAGUCCAGAGCAAAUACAAAAACAGUUGAGUGAUGCUAUCAGCAUAAUAGGAAGAGAAGACUUCCCAGACAAAUGGCCAAAUCUCAUCAUGGAAAUGGUUGAGAAAUUUCAGACCGGGGACUUCUAUGUUAUCAAUGGAAUUCUGCAUACAGCCCAUUCUUUGUUUAAAAGAUAUCGACAUGAAUUCAAAUCUCAAAAACUCUGGGAGGAAAUCAAAUUUGUCCUGGAAAAUUUUGCAAAGCCUUUCACUGAGCUCUUCAAUGCAACAAUGGACUUGGCAACAAAGCAUGCCUCUGACCCCAGUGCUCUAAAAGUUAUAUUCAGCUCCAUUGUCCUUAUUUGCAAAAUAUUCUACAGUCUAAAUUUUCAGGAUUUGCCAGAACAUUUUGAAGACAACAUGAGCAUAUGGAUGACCCAUUUUCUGACACUGUUGAGUGCUGACAACAAAAUUCUACAGACACAAGACGAGGAAGAAGCUGGCCUGUUAGAGCAAGUGAAGUCUCAGAUCUGUGACAAUGUGGCACUCUAUGCUCAGAAGUACGACGAAGAGUUCUCUCCUCAGUUACCCGCUUUUGUCACCGCCAUCUGGAAUCUCCUGAUCUCGACUGGACUACAAGUGAAGUACGACGAUCUGGUGAGCAAUGCUAUCCAGUUUCUGGCUUCUGUUGCCGAGCGUCCGUCGUACAAACACCUCUUUGAAGACCCUGCUACUCUUGCCAGUAUCUGUGAAAAAGUCAUUGUUCCAAACAUGCAGUUCAGAGAUGCUGAUGAGGAGCUGUUUGAGGAUAACCCGGAGGAGUACAUCAGGAGAGACAUUGAAGGAUCAGAUGUGGACACCAGGAGACGGGCGGCCUGUGACCUUGUACAGGCCCUCUGUAAGUCGUUUGAGGGGCCGGUCAUUCAGAACUUCUCCCAGUAUGUCCAGGGAUUGCUACAGGAGUAUUCUAGUAACCCUGCACAAAACUGGAAAGCCAAAGAUGUGGCUGUGUACUUAGUGACAUCAUUAGCAGCAAAGGCUCAAACACAAAAGCAUGGGAUAACACAAACAAGCACCCUUGUAAAUGUGACUGAUUUUUACCAAGCUCACAUUCUACCAGAUAUUCAAAAUCCUGAUGUCAGCUCAACUCCAAUAUUAAAAGCAGAUGCCAUUAAAUAUUUGAUGAUAUUUAGAAAUCAGAUCCCGCAUGAAGCUUUGGUAGCCAGUAUGGCCAAUCUUGUGCUGUACUUGAAGGCCCCUAGUGUGGUUGUCCACUCCUACGCUGCCCACACUAUAGAAAGGAUUCUUAUGGUGAAAAAGCCUGAUGGCAGUGGACCUGUCAUUACACAUGGACUGAUAAAAGGUUGUGUAGGUGAUCUGAUGAACAACUUGAUAGCUGCCAUGAACCACCCAGGCUCUGCAGAAAAUGAAUACAUUAUGAAAGCACUGAUGAGAAGCAUGUCGACAUUACAAGAAGAUUUGUUGCCUAUGAUGGAACAGCUUUUGAAAUUCCUCACCGAGAAACUUAAACAAGUCAGCAAGAACCCCAGCAAACCUCAUUUCAACCACUACCUGUUUGAGUCAAUCUGUGUUGGAAUCAGGACCACAUGUAAACACAGCCCUGGGGCGGUGGUACAGUUUGAACAAGUCCUGUUUGAACCAUUCACAUUUAUUCUUCAGUCCGAUGUUCAAGAGUUUCUGCCCUAUGUGUUUCAAAUCUUGUCUUUACUGAUUGACCACCACCCUGAGGGUAAAGUGGCUGACACAUACAUGGCUCUCUUCCCCCACCUGAUGGCGCCGGCUCUGUGGGAGAGGCCAGGAAAUAUCCCCCCACUGGUCCGUCUCCUGCAGGCCUACAUAGAGAAAGGAGGGAAACAGAUAGAGACAGAGAAAGUUAAUGGAUUACUUGGGAUAUUCCAGAAACUUAUAGCCUCCAAGACAAAUGAUCAUGAAGGAUUUUAUCUCCUUAACAGCAUACUAGAGCACAUGCCGAGAGCGGUAAUAGACCCAUACCACAAGCAGAUCUUUAUUCUCCUUUUCCAAAGAUUAUCCAGUUCAAAAACAACAAAAUACAUUAAAAGUUUGCUUGUUUUCUUCUCUCUGUAUGCCACCAUCUUUGGAGCCAGUCAGUUGGUAGAACUGAUUGAUGGAAUUCAACCAAGGAUGUUUGGUAUGGUUUUGGAGAAGCUGUAUCUACAAGACCUACAGAAGAUCUCGGGGGACGUGGAACAGAAGAUCUGUGCGGUGGGCGUCACUAACAUACUGACCGAGGCUCCAGCCAUGCUGCAGAACUACGAGGCUUUCUGGUGUAAACUUCUUCAAGCACUGGUUAGUCUGUUUGAACUACCCAAAGAUGAAUCCACACCAGACGAUGAGCACUUCAUUGAGAUUGAAGACACACCAGGCUACCAAACAGUUUAUUCCCAACUGGCCUUUGCUGGCAAAAAAGAAAAUGACCCAUUGGCAAAGUCAGUGCCUGAUGCCAAGGUUUAUCUCGCCAAACAACUUGCUAAACUUUCUGCAGCAAACCCAGGGAAGAUUGCUCCAUUGAUUCGAAGUGGUUUAGAAGAAGGCGCCCAGACCUUUCUGCAGAAAUACUUCACAGCAGCCAAUGUCUCCAUUGCAUGAUAAAAAUACUCUUUUCAGAAAAGACUAUGUCAUGGCCAUAUGUGUGCUGCCCUUUGACUCAAGGCUGAUCUGUUAGAUACAUCGCUCAGUGUUCAUUGUUCUCCUACCUGAACUUACUUGUACUUCGUCCUAGAUGUUGUGCAAAGCAUGGACUACAAAAUAUCAAUCUAUUGUGCAAGCUUUGUAAACUUUGGGUUCAAAAAUUGAAAGAAAAGUGCUAUGUUAUGUUAUUAAUAAAUUAUGAAUUAAAAUAAGGGUUUUGUGGAUUACU
Magallana angulata is the source of this 3342-nucleotide messenger RNA. Its product is annotated as exportin-2-like. The transcript is spliced from 27 exons. Gene Ontology annotation, molecular function: small GTPase binding; nuclear export signal receptor activity. Gene Ontology annotation, cellular component: cytosol; nuclear envelope. The coding region runs from base 165 to 3071 and encodes 968 amino acids. NCBI's taxonomy places the organism in Eukaryota, Metazoa, Mollusca, Bivalvia, Ostreida, Ostreidae. The record is from RefSeq and is a predicted model, not a curated record. Gene Ontology annotation, biological process: protein import into nucleus; protein export from nucleus.